CACACACCGGAAGAGACUGCAGCACUACUGCUACCUUGCCUGCAAAUCAAUUGUUAUAGUAGCGGGUUUACGUUCCGGUGCAGUGUAAUUUAUUAUUUCAACAGUCGGUUCUAUAAUUAUUGCAGGAAUACUGUUUCCUUUUACAGAAUGCUGUCUUUAGACUUUCUCGAUGAUGUUCGGCGAAUGAAUAAGCGCCAGCUUUACUACCAGGUGUUGAAUUUUGGCAUGAUAGUAUCCUCAGCCUUGAUGAUUUGGAAAGGACUAAUGGUCGUGACUGGCAGUGAAAGUCCGAUUGUUGUAGUUCUCAGUGGUAGCAUGGAGCCUGCAUUUCACCGAGGGGAUCUCUUGUUCCUAACGAAUAGAGUGGAGGAUCCAAUCAGAGUAGGAGAGAUUGUGGUCUUCAGAAUUGAGGGAAGAGAGAUUCCUAUUGUGCACAGGGUGCUGAAAAUCCAUGAGAAGGAGAAUGGAGACAUCAAGUUCUUGACAAAGGGAGACAACAAUUCUGUGGAUGACCGAGGGCUAUACAAGCAAGGCCAACACUGGCUGGAGAAGAAGGAUGUGGUGGGAAGAGCUAGAGGAUUUGUGCCAUAUAUAGGAAUUGUGACCAUUUUGAUGAAUGACUACCCUAAAUUCAAGUAUGCUGUGCUGUGUAUGCUGGGCCUGUUUGUGUUGGUGCAUAGAGAGUGAGGAAUGUCACA
Molecule: messenger RNA, 698 nt
Organism: Alosa sapidissima (American shad)
Lineage: Eukaryota; Metazoa; Chordata; Actinopteri; Clupeiformes; Clupeidae
Gene: sec11a
Product: SEC11 homolog A, signal peptidase complex subunit
Exons: 6
Coding region: 148-687 (179 amino acids)
Cellular component (GO): signal peptidase complex; membrane
Molecular function (GO): serine-type endopeptidase activity
Source: RefSeq, a predicted model, not a curated record